This is a messenger RNA of Trichosporon asahii var. asahii CBS 2479, 2931 nucleotides long. RefSeq lists its product as uncharacterized. Gene Ontology annotation, molecular function: snoRNA binding; protein binding. Gene Ontology annotation, biological process: maturation of SSU-rRNA. Gene Ontology annotation, cellular component: Pwp2p-containing subcomplex of 90S preribosome; small-subunit processome. The record is from RefSeq and is a predicted model, not a curated record. The coding region runs from base 1 to 2931 and encodes 976 amino acids. NCBI's taxonomy places the organism in Eukaryota, Fungi, Basidiomycota, Tremellomycetes, Trichosporonales, Trichosporonaceae. The transcript is spliced from 3 exons.
AUGCUCCACGCUUCCAAGCCGCUAGCAGCGAGAUCCAUCCAGCCAAGAAGUCACCAGGCCUUUGGUGUUGUUACAUCACCGACCGCGAACUCGAGCUACGACGGACGCUACGCCUUUGUCCCCGGCUGGGAGGAUGUGCUCGUGUGGGACGUGAAGCGCGGCGAGCAGGUCGCAAUGUGGCAUGCUGUCGGCGUUACCUCUCCCGUUAGCUAUCUGGCGCCUGCCCCGCCGCCGUCCGAGAGCUCUGCCUCUUGGCCCGCGACCUUUGCCGUCGCUUACAACGACGGUGCGAUCCGGCUCUGGUCCUGGGCUCCCGGCGCCGAGGCCAGCGAGAUCGUCACCUUCAACGGACACAAGAAGGGAAUCAACACGCUUUCAUGGGAUGCGGACGGAUCUCGCCUCGCCUCCGGAGGUGUCGAGGGAGAGGUCGUCGUGUGGGACCGUGUCGCCGAGGUCGGUCUGUUCCGUCUCAAGGGACACCGCGGGGCGAUCACGAGCAUCACCUUCCUUCCCCACCCGACGCAGAGCGCCACGACUCACCCGGGAUACCUUCUCACGACAAGCAAGGACACGUACCUCAAGCUCUGGGACCUGAGCACGCAGCACUGCGUGCAGACCGUUGUCGUUGGACGCGGAGAGGUCACCUCCGCCGCGGUGCAGGAGGAAGGCGCCGAGGACGGCCGCUACAUUGUGAUCACCGGAAGUGGUGACGGAGAGGUCAAGGCGUGGAGCAUUGGCAAGGAGGGUCUCGCCGAGGGACUGAAGGAGAACGAGGAUGGAGAGCUCGUCCUGCCCGUGUGCUCUCUCCCACUUCCGACAUCUACACACGCCGUCUCGCAGAUCGUAUUCCACCCUUCGCUUCCGCUCAUCUUUGCGCAGACGACCGACAAGACGACGGCGGUCCUCCGCCUUCGGUCCGAGGAGGAAGUCGCCGCGAAGCGUGCGCGCCGUGCGAAGCGAAACCGCGAGAAGGGCAAGAAGAAGGGCGUCACGGAGGAGGAGGUCGAGGUGAACGAUCUCGCCCCCGUCGCGUGGGAGGACCGGGUGACGACGUGGUGCGUCAUUCGGGCGAACGCAAAGGUGCGCUCGUUUGCGCUCUCGCCGUACGACGGGGGCAAGACGUUUGGCGUGCUCCUGCAGCAGAGCAACAACUCGCUGGAGGCGUACGCCGUCCCCGUGCCGCAGGGCAAGAGCAAGCUCGCGGACGGCUCGGCCCCCGAGCCGACAAAGGUGCACUCUGUCGAACUCCCGGGUCAUCGCCAGGACGUGCGUGCGCUCGCGGUCAGCAGCGACGACCAGGUCCUCGCGUCCGCGGCGAACGGAACGCUCAAGGUGUGGAACGUACGCACGACGGCGUGCCUGCGUACGAUGGAGUGCGGCUAUGCGCUGUGCUGCACCUUCCUGCCCGGCGACCGGCACGUGGUGGUCGGCACCAAGGCGGGCGAGCUGCUUCUCUUCGACGUCGCCGCCUCGACGCUGCUGAGCCGGUACGAGGCGCACAAGGGUCCCGUGUGGUCGGUGGCUGUGCGCCCCGACGGGCGCGGCCUCGUCUCCGGGUCUGCAGACAAGGACGUCAAGUUCUGGGACUUUGAGAUGCGCGAGGACGGCGAGGGCGAGCGUGUCGUGAGCCGCCUCGGCGUCGAGACGGUGUACAAGACGAAACAGCUCGCGCUCGUGCACACGCGCACGCUCAAGAUGACGGACGAUGUGCUGUGCGUGAAGUAUUCGCCGGACGGGCGGUUCCUGGCCGUGUCUCUGCUCGACUCAACGGUCAAGAUCUUCUUCCAGGACUCGCUCAAGUUCUUCCUCUCGCUGUACGGUCACAAACUCCCCGUGCUCUCGAUGGACAUUAGCAGCGACAGCAAGCUGAUCGUGACGUGUUCUGCGGACAAGAAUGUCAAGAUCUGGGGCCUGGACUUUGGCGACUGCCACCGCUCGCUGUUCGCGCACGACGACAGUGUCAUGGGUGUCGCGUUCGAGAAGAACAGCCACUACUUCUGGACAGUCGGCAAGGACCGCAUGCUCAAGUACUGGGACGGGGACAAGUUUGAGCUCAUCCAGAAGCUGGCGGGGCACCAGGGCGAGGUGUGGGCGCUGGCCGUGAGCCAGCAGGGCGAGUGGGUCGCGACGGGCAGCCACGACAAGAGCAUCCGCAUCUGGGAGAAGACGGACGAGCCCCUCUUCCUGGAGGAGGAGCGGGAGCGGGAGCUCGAGGACGCGCACGACGCCGCGCUCGCGGACCAGAUGAACCGGACCGAUCUCGACGGCGACGCAGACGGCGAGGACGGCGUCGAGGCCGAGGGCGUCCAGAAGCAGACGGCCGAGACGCUCAUGGCCGGCGAGCGCAUCAUGGAGGCGCUCGAGCUCGCCGACGCAGAGCGUGCGGCGUGGAAGGAGUACGAGACCGAGGUCGCGCACCACCGCGAGUCGGGCAAUGAGGCCGCCGCCGCCGGCGUCCCCCAGCCCCAGGGCAGCGCCGAGCUCAAGGCCCGCGGCGUCACGCCCGAGGAGCACGUGUACCAGACCCUGUCCAAGAUCCCGGCCGCGCAGAUGGAGGACGCCCUCCUCGUCCUGCCGUUCCGCAACGUCGUGUCGCUGCUCGGCUACCUCGACGCGUGGGCGCGUGCCGACCGCGACAUCAUUCUGACCGCCCGUCUCCUGCUCUUCCUGGUCAAGACGCACCACGCGCAAAUCGUCGCGAACCGCGUCAUGCGUACCCAGCUCGUCGACCUGCGGCGCUCGGUGCGAAGCGCCCUCGAGGGACACAGGAAGCGCAUGGGCUACAACCUCGCCGCGCUCCGCUUCCUUCGCAACAGGUGGGAGAGCGAGCAGACCGCAGGCCUGCUCGAAGAGGAGAACAUGGACGAGGAGGCCGUGCGCAAGCGCAUUGAGGAGGGACGCGCCAAGAGGAAACGCGUCAAUGUCGCUUAG